GUUUAUUUUAAACUGAUUACAUAAUCUUUGUUCUUUUCUCAACCUAUUAUGGUUGUUUUCUUUAAUUCUUCCUAAUUAUCUUUAGCCCAGCAGAAUUAAUUAACUCCUGUGGGUCUGAAAUCUUAUGGUUAGGUCAGAUUUCCAAUACACGUUUGUCGGGGUGUCAUUUUUUCAGAACUAAAUUUCGGGUAGGUAUGCAACCUCAGCACGUAUUUUAUGAUUUUUGAGUUUGUUUCCUCUCUGCUUCUUCCUUCUGGAGUGACACUAUCUUUUGUCUCUAGUUCUGUCGAAGAUGACUCGGAUACAAAGAGGCUUUCCAAAGAGGAAAAGGGUCGUAGCAGUUGUGGUAGAAACUUCUGGGUUAGUGGACUUUCUUCUACCACCAGAGCUACAGAUUUGAAGAAUCUUUUCAGCAAGUACGGGAAGGUGGUGGGCGCCAAGGUUGUGACAAAUGCCCGGAGUCCGGGAGCUCGCUGCUAUGGCUUUGUUACCAUGUCCACAGCAGAAGAGGCCACAAAAUGCAUUAACCACCUGCACAAAACAGAACUCCAUGGGAAGAUGAUCUCAGUGGAAAAAGCAAAAAAUGAACCUGCUGGGAAGAAAACUUCUGACAAAAGAGAAGGGGAGGGGAAAAAAGAGAAGUCUAGCAACGCUGACAGGUCUGCAAACUUGAAGAGGGAAGACAAAGCCGACAGAAAAGAUGAUGCUAAAAAGGGUGAAGACGGGAGUGGAGAAAAGAGUAAAGAUCAGGAUGAUCAGAAGCCUGGCCCCUCUGAGCGAUCUCGAACCACAAAAUCAGGAAGUCGAGGAACUGAGCGGACUGUGGUGAUGGAUAAAUCUAAAGGUGUACCUGUUAUCAGUGUCAAAACAUCAGGAUCCAAAGAGAGAGUUUCCAAGAGCCAGGAUCGCAAAUCGGCCAGCAGAGAAAAGCGGUCUGUUGUGUCCUUUGAUAAAGUCAAAGAGCCUAGGAAGUCCAGAGACUCGGAGUCCCGCAGGGUGCGUGAGCGCAGCGAGCGGGAGCAGCGCAUGCAGGCGCAGUUGGAGCGGGAGGAGCGCGAGCGGCUGGCCAUUGCCCGGGAGAGGCUGGCCUUCCACAGACACCGCCUGGAGCGGGNGCGAAGGGAGGGCAGAGGGGCGCAUGCGCGGCUCCCAGGCCCGGACCCCAUCCCCGCUGGGCCGAGGGAGAAAUUUAGGCCUGAUUGGGCCUGUGCCAGCCACCUCUCUCCUGCUGCAGACCCAGGGAGGGCCAUGAAGAUGCUACUCCUCACUGGGCUAGGAGCCCUGUUCUUUGCCUAUUAUUGGGAUGACAACUUUAACCCAGCCAGCCUCCAGGGAGCCCGAGUGCUGCUGACCGGAGCCAGUGCAGGUGUGGGGGAGGAGCUGGCUUAUCACUACGCACGCCUGGGCUCCCACCUGGUGCUCACUGCCCCCACCGAGGCUCUCCUGCAGAAGGUGGUGGGGAGCUGCCGGGAGCUGGGCGCUGCCAAGGUCUUCUACGUCGCUGCGGACGUGGCCUUCCCCGAGGUGCCCGAGCGCGUGGUGCGGUUUGCGCUGGACAAGCUGGGAGGGCUGGACUACCUGGUGCUGAACCACCUCGGCGCCGCCCCGGCAGGCACGCGGGCCCGCAGCGCCCAGGCGACACGCUGGCUCAUGCAGGUGAACUUCCUGAGUUACGUGCAACUAACUUCGUUGGCGCUGCCCAGUCUGACCGACAGCAAGGGCUCCCUGGUGGUGGUGUCCUCGUUGCUAGGCCGCGUGCCCACCUCCUUCUCCAGCCCCUACUCGGCGGCCAAGAUCGCUCUGGACAGCUUCUUUGGCUCUCUCCGGCGGGAGCUGGACGUGCAGGACGUGAAUGUGGCUAUCACCAUGUGCGUCCUGGGCCUCCGAGAUCGCGCCUCAGUCGCGGAGGGAGUCAGGGGCGUCACGAAGGCCAAGGCGGCCCCAGGGCCCAAGGCAGCUCUGGCUGUGAUCCGAGGCGGCGCCACACGUGCCUCUGGCGUCUUCUACCCAUGGCGCUUCCACCUGCUCUGCCUGCUUCGCGGCUGGCUGCCCUACCCGAGGGCCUGGUUCAUCCGCCAGGAUCUCAACAUCACGGUCCCCGCUGCUGCCUGAGCUCAGAAGACUUUCCAGCUAACUAUCCUGGAGCCAGGACACACACCAAGACACCUCUGAGAGAGUGGCGGAGGUCCAGGAGAAAGUCAUCAAGACAGAAAAGUAAAACCGAG
Molecule: messenger RNA, 2225 nt
Organism: Vicugna pacos (alpaca)
Lineage: Eukaryota; Metazoa; Chordata; Mammalia; Artiodactyla; Camelidae
Source: RefSeq, a predicted model, not a curated record